Epinephelus moara (kelp grouper) is the source of this 6993-nucleotide messenger RNA. It is a transcript of the gene cacna1fa, whose product is annotated as calcium channel, voltage-dependent, L type, alpha 1F subunit a. The coding region runs from base 224 to 6442 and encodes 2072 amino acids. Gene Ontology annotation, biological process: calcium ion import across plasma membrane. The transcript has 47 exons. Gene Ontology annotation, cellular component: membrane; voltage-gated calcium channel complex. Gene Ontology annotation, molecular function: high voltage-gated calcium channel activity. The record is from RefSeq and is a predicted model, not a curated record. Lineage: Eukaryota; Metazoa; Chordata; Actinopteri; Perciformes; Serranidae.
GGCGGUGAGCAGGAUGGCCUGUAGCCUGUGCGCUGCACCGACGCGCUGCGUGUGGACAUGAAAUGACAGGUAGCAGAUGGUCCUUCUUUUUUUUUUUUUACACCUGGAAAGUUUUGUCUUUUUGGGGCCAAAUUAAUAUCUGUGAUCCAUAAGGCGUCGCAGAGCCCACUGAGGAGUUGAUGGUGGGUUUUCUGGAGUGAUUUCGUGGUGUUGAACUGCGGACAUGGACGCAAUAAAGAAAGAUGUCCCCCCUGUGGGGGAAGCAGGAAAGUCAGACACCCUGGGGUCGACUGGCUCGGCCAGAAAAAGGGGAGGGGGGGCCAAGAAGGCGAUGCAGGCGAACAAGUCUGCCCUCAGGGCCCCCCGAGCCCUCUGCUGCCUCACCCUCAGCAACCCCAUCCGCAUGGCAGCACUGGCCCUCGUAGAGUGGAAAUAUCCUUCUCUGAUCCUCAAGCCUUUUGAUAUCUUCAUUCUGCUCGCCAUUUUUGCCAACUGUGUGGCCAUGGGCGUCACCAAGCCGUACCCUGAUGAUGACUCCAACGCCACCAAUCACCAACUGGAACAAGUUGAGUAUGUCUUCCUCGUCAUUUUCACCAUCGAGACCUUCACUAAAAUUCUUGCCUACGGCUUAGUCAUGCACCCCAGCGCCUACAUACGCAGCGGAUGGAACUUGCUGGAUUUCAUUAUCGUCAUUGUCGGGUUGUUCAGUGUCAUAGCAGAGGGCAUGACGGAUCACAAACCUGGAGAGGCCCAUCACGCUGCAGGAAAACCUGGAGGCCUGGAUGUCAAAGCUCUCAGAGCGUUCAGGGUGUUACGACCGCUUCGGCUCGUAUCUGGCGUGCCAAGUUUACAGAUUGUGUUGAACUCCAUCAUGAAAGCCAUGGUCCCCCUUCUGCACAUUGGUAUGUUGGUCAUGUUUGUCAUCAUCAUCUACGCCAUCAUCGGCUUGGAGCUUUUCAUCGGCAGGAUGCACAAGACGUGCUACUCCUCCAGCACAGGUCUCAUGGUGGAAGAUGAUCCGUCGCCCUGUGCGUUUGCCGGGAGCGGGCGCUUUUGUGUGGGGAAUGGGACUGAGUGUAGGGGCAAAUGGGAGGGCCCCAACGGCGGCAUCACAAACUUUGACAACGUUUUCUUCGCCAUGCUGACAGUUUUCCAGUGCAUCACUAUGGAGGGUUGGACGGACGUUCUCUACUGGAUGAAUGAUGCCAUCGGCUACGAGAUCCCAUGGAUUUACUUUGUUUCUCUGGUCAUCUUUGGAUCAUUCUUCAUUAUCAAUCUCGUAUUGGGUGUGUUGAGCGGAGAGUUCUCCAAGGAAAGAGAAAAGGCCGUGGCACGUGGUGAGCUGCAGAAAGCACAGGAGAGCAAGCAGAUGGAGGAGGACAUGAUUGGCUACAUGGACUGGCUCAUAGAGGCCGAAGAUGUGGACGAAGAAGGAAACAAACGUGCUGCGAUCGCAAAGAAAAAGAUGAUGAAGAAGUUUGGCUGGUACAAACACAGUGAGGAUGGUGGAGAGUCAGACUCGGAUGAUGAUAUAGCAUACCUCGAUGAUGAUAAUGGCUGCUGUGCUUCUCUCAUGGCAAAGAUGAUGGCAAACAGCUUCUGUGACCAGUUGUGUCAGCUGAAUCAUACAAUGAGAAAGAACUGCCGUGUGGCCGUUAAGACCACAAACUUCUACUGGUUGGUGCUUCUGCUGGUGUUUCUCAACACAGUGGCCAGUGCCUCCGAGCACUACGGGCAACCAAAGUGGCUCACAGAAAUGCAGGAGCGAGCCAACAAGAUCCUGCUGCUGCUCUUCACUCUGGAGAUGUUGAUGAAGAUGUACGCCUUCGGCCUGCAGAUCUAUUUCAUGGCGCUGUUCAACCGCUUUGAUUGCUUCGUGGUGUGCGGCGGCAUCCUGGAGACACUGCUUGUAGAGAUGGAAGUCAUCCCGCCCAUCGGCAUCUCUGUGCUGCGCUGCAUCCGACUGCUCAGGAUAUUCAAGAUGACCCGGCACUGGGCUGCUUUAUCCGACCUGGUCAACUCGCUGCUCAACUCCAUGAAAGCUAUCUGCUCCCUGCUGCUGCUGCUCUUCCUCUUCCUCAUCAUCUUCGCCUUGCUGGGCAUGCAGUUGUUUGGAGGCAAAUUCAACUUUGACGAGACUCAGAUGAAGAGAAGUACUUUUGACUCCUUCCCUCAGGCUCUGCUCACUUGUUUCCAGAUCCUCACUGGAGAGGACUGGAACGCCGUGAUGUAUGACGGCAUUAUGGCAUAUGGAGGACCAAUCUUCCCCAAUAUGGUGGUGUGCAUUUACUUCGUCAUCCUCUUCGUCUGUGGUAACUACAUCCUGCUCAAUGUCUUCUUGGCUAUCGCUGUGGACAACUUGGCAGGAGGCGGCGGGAAAUCCAAAGUCGAGGAGAAAAAGGAAGAGGAAGAAGAAUGGGAUGAGGAUGAAGAGAAAGAAGAUGAAGAUGCAGGGAACGAUGAAGACGACUGGCAGGAAAAUGAGGAGCUGAGGGCCAUCGAGGGGCUGGAGGGAGUCGCUCCAUUAAAGCCUGAGUUCUCAGGGCCCAAAGAGAAGAUCGUCCCGAUCCCUGAUGGAAGCUCCUUCUUCAUUCUUGGAAAGAAAAACUGUUUGCGAGUCGCCUGCCACAACCUCAUCCAUCACCCGUACUUCACCAACUUCAUUCUCAUCUUCAUCAUCCUCAGUAGUAUUUCCCUGGCUGCUGAGGAUCCAAUCAAAUCCCACUCAUUCAGGAACAUCGUACUCGGUUAUGCUGAUUAUGUUUUCACUUCAGUUUUCACAGUGGAGAUUGUACUAAAGAUGACAGUCUACGGAGCUUUUCUGCACACCGGCUCCUUCUGCAGGAACGCUUUCAACCUUCUUGACCUGCUGGUUGUCAGCGUGUCGCUCACGUCUUUCUUUUUACAUUCAAGUGCAAUCUCCGUGGUCAAGAUUCUCAGAGUGCUGCGAGUGCUCAGGCCUCUUCGAGCCAUUAACAGAGCCAAAGGACUGAAGAAUGUGGUGCAGUGUGUGUUCGUGGCGAUCCGCACCAUCGGCAACAUCUUAAUUGUCACAACACUCCUUCAGUUCAUGUUUGCCUGUAUUGGAGUGCAGCUCUUCAAGGGCAGAUUCUACAGCUGCACGGAUGAAGCCAAACACACCCCUGUGGAGUGCAGGGGGACAUUCGUGGUCUAUAAAGACGGAGAUAUGAACCACCCCAUGGUGAGAGAGAGGAUUUGGGAAAACAGUGAUUUCAACUUUGACAAUGUGCUGAUGGGCAUGCUGGCUUUAUUCACUGUGUCGACAUUUGAAGGCUGGCCGCAGCUUCUUUAUCGGGCCGUGGACGCCAACGCCAUCAACCGUGGUCCCAUUUACAACUACCGAGUCGAAAUCUCCAUCUUUUUCAUCAUCUACAUCAUCAUCAUCGCCUUCUUCAUGAUGAACAUAUUCGUGGGUUUUGUCAUCAUCACAUUUCGAGAGCAAGGAGAGGCCGAAUUCAAAAAUUGUGAACUCAACAAAAAUCAGCGUCAGUGUGUGUACUACGCCCUGAAAGCUCAGCCUAUAAAGAUCUACAUCCCUAAAAACCCGUCGCAGCUCAAAUUCUGGAAAAUUAUCAACUCCAGCCAAUUUGAAUACGUCAUGUUUGUGCUGAUUCUGGGAAACACUCUCACUCUGGCUGUUCAGCAUUAUGAGCAGUCUAAACUCUUCACCUCCAUCAUGGACAUCCUCAACAUGAUCUUCACUGUCGUUUUCACCAUAGAGAUGAUCAUCAAGUUACUGGCUCUGCGGGCUCAUCACUACUUCAUCGAUCCAUGGAAUUCAUUUGACGCCUUGAUUGUCGUGGGGAGCGUGCUGGAUAUCGCAGUCUCUGAGUUCAGCGGAGGAGGCGGCCACGGAGAGGGUGGAGGUAAAGGAGAGAGUGGUAAAGUGUCCAUCACAUUCUUCCGUUUAUUCCGAGUCCUGCGGUUGGUGAAGCUACUCAGCAAAGGAGAGGGCAUCCGAACGCUCCUCUGGACUUUUGUCAAGUCGCUCCAGGCCCUGCCGUACGUUGGUCUGCUCAUCGCCAUGAUCUUCUUCAUCUAUGCUGUGAUCGGCAUGCAGACGUUUGGGAAAGUGGCCGUCGAUGACGACACACAUAUUAACAGAAACUGCAACUUCCAGACUUUCUUCAUGGCUGUUCUGGUGCUCUUCAGGUGUGCCACUGGGGAGCAAUGGCAGGAGAUUAUGUUGGCAGCUCUGCCCGGUAGACGCUGUGACCCAGAAGCCGACACUGAGCCUGGUGAAGAGUUCACCUGCGGUAGCAACUUGUCCUACAUCUACUUCAUCAGCUUCUUCAUGCUCUGUGCUUACCUGAUUAUCAACUUGUUCAUCGCCGUCAUCAUGGACAACUUUGAAUACCUGACACGAGACUGGACUGUGCUCGGCACGCACCACCUGGACGAGUUCAAGAGAGUUUGGUCGGACUACGAUCCAGAGGCCACCGGUCGUAUAAAACACAUCGAUGUUGUCACUAUGCUGCGCAGGAUUCAGCCACCCCUUGGUUUUGGAAAACUGUGUCCUCAUCGUGUUGCUUGCAAGCGUCUGGUUGCUAUGAACGUCCCGCUGCACGCUGACGGGACAGUCACCUUCAGUGCUACUCUGUUUGCUCUUGUCCGAACUUCACUCAAGAUCAAGACUGAAGGUCCCAUCGACCAGCAGAAUGAGGAGCUGAAGCUGAUCAUUAAGAAGCUCUGGAAGCGCACCAAGCCCAAGCUCAUUGAUGAAGUCAUUCCUCCCCCUAGAGGGGAUGAGGUGACGUGUGGGAAGUUCUAUGCCAGCUUCUUGAUUCAGGACUAUUUUAAAAAGUUCCGCAAGAGGAAGGAGAGGGAGAGGAAAUCAAAAAGGAAGGACAAGGCGGCUUCUCUGCAGCAAGGGCUGCGGACGCUGCAGGACCUGGCUCCAGAGAUGCGUCUGGCGAUGGCCUGUGACCUGGAAGAAGAGGAGGGUGCCGACGGAGAGAUGACCGGCGAUGAGAUAUUCGACAGCGAGCCUGGAACUUCGGUGACAACCACGCCUGCCACAACACCAUUGCCACCUAUAGACACGCUGGUAGAGCAGGUGACUGUGUUCAUGGAACCUGAGCCCAAGAUAGCCAACGGGGGCGUGAUUACAGAGCAGGUGACGGGCCUGCAGGAGCACCAGAGACCAGGAUCGGAGCUGGCGGGAGUCAGCGUUGUCACAGAGCAGCCUGUGAAGUCUAAUCCCCUGCCUGUCAGGGUGGACUCCAUCAGUGAGUUGCCUCCUCCUCCUCCUUCUCCUCUGCCUCCUCCAGAAAUACCACAGGUUGUAGUUGAAGAACCAGUUGUGGAGCCUACAGUCGAAGUAGUUGAGCAGGUUUACAGCAUUGAAGGAGAUGCUGUAAGUCUGGCAUCAGUAGACGGGUACGUGUAUCCAGAACCCGUCUCUCCUGAGCCAACUGAGACCGGCUACAACGAACAGAGUCUGGAUAGAGCAGACAGCAGCAUCGGGGAAAUACCCUACGAUACUCAUCAAGCUAACGGCUUUGAUAGCAACGAUUAUAACGGCACCAACAUGAAUGGAGAGAGUGUUACUGCAAGCCCCACUCCCUAUGCCACAAAUGGCUAUAAUGGGAAUGGAUACACAGGCUACAAUGACAACGGCAGUGUCAUAAGCGCCAAUGGAAACGGAAGUACGAUGAACGGCAAUGAGAACGGCAGCACGUUCAACGGUUUCAAUGGGAAUGGAUACAAUGGAAGUGAGAACAGCGCACAGUUUGUCAGGAGACGACUGCUUCCUCCCAUACCAAGAGGUCGUAAGCCGUCCUUUAACUUACAGUGUCUGAGGCCACAGAGCAGUGUGGACGACCUCCCCAUCCCAGGGAACUACCGUGGGAACACAUCCCCAACUAGAUCCCGUCUACAGACCCAGCACAGUCUGGACUCUCGGCCCAGCAGCGUGUCCUCGAUGUCAUCUGCCUCCUGGGCAAACACUGCAGCAGCUGGCACCACUCCUCUUCCAGGAAUAGUCGCCCCCUCAGGACGCAGGGGCAAGCUCAUCUACACCCCUAUGAUCCUGGUGGACGAGGCCAGCGGCACCACCCAGCCGCUGUGGAGCGACGGCUCUGCCAGCCUCCCUGCAGGAAACAGGGCACCUGGAUGGUAUCCCGGUCAGACGAGGACCUUCACCAGCGUGAGGAUGCCGCCGGUCACCCAAGGCCUCAUAGAUAAAGGCAGCGCAGACAGUCUGGUUGAGUCGAUCUUGAUCUCCGAGGGUCUGGGGAUGUACGCCAGGGACCCUAAGUUUGUGAGCUUCGCCAAGCGGGAGAUCGCCGAAGCCUGUCACAUGAGCCUGGACGACAUGGAGAGCGCUGCGGCUGACCUCAUAGCUCGCGGAGCCAGCCAGUCGAUUUCUCGCAUUGAGGACGAACUGGCCGAUGAAAUGAACUGCGUGAUUUCUUACUGAGAUCAGCACAAGUGAAAUAAACUGUGUGAGAAAGUGAGGUGUGAGGAAAUGUGUGUGUUUUAAAUCUGGAGAAAAAAGAAAGUGGACUGGACGACAUGAGAACGAUCUGAGACAGUUUUGUCUACUUUGUCAAAUGCUGUGUUGGUGAGAUUUACUUUUAAUAAUAGAUGCCAAAACGGACACUGAUUAUAAGAGCACAUGUCAGUAUGUGGCAGGACUCAACAACACCUCCUAUGAACACUUUGACUGCAGUGUUCUGCAGACGAGCCCGCUGAAUGUGACAGGAAACUGUGACUCUUAGCGUCACUACGACAAAGGACCAUAUUUUUUGCAUUGUAUUCUUAUUUUGUACUUGAAUUGUUGUCACUUUAUACACCUGUAUAAACUGUAAAAUAGAAAAUAUGAUACUAUUAGAUCAAUAAAACAUUUAUAAUGAUUUAUAUGUGAGUGACCAGCAGCAUUCACUAUUUUAGAGAAAUAUUUAAAUAUACUGAAUAUUGAAUAUCCUCUAAUAUGCAACAUGAAAACUCAUAGCAAAGAUUUUUGUGACU